UGUAGCAGACAAUAAACUCAUAGAUGUGGUUACUGAACUCUCAGAAUCAGUAGGUGCCCAAAUGACAGCGACACCACGAGGCAUCAGGGGAACGGGAGCUGGGCGGGAGGAGAGGAGGGUGCGCUCAGCUCGGUUUGGUUGCACAGGCAAUGGAGCAGAGGUGUAACUGAUCCCAGCUGCUGCCGUGAGGGAGCCAGAGCUAUUUCCGUCCCCCGUGGGUUAGUCACGUGUCCUCGGGGAGCCUCAGUUUGAGCUGCACGUCUUGGAGGGAGAAGGAGCGGGAGCGCACCGUUACGCACAGCCGAGUUGGGUCGCAGCAUCUCUGACAAGCGUUGAUGACCCGGCGGCGGAUCAACCAGAUCACUUUUGUUUCGGGGCGUUGUCGUGCACGCUCCUCGGUGGCGUGUGUGCGACUCAGAUCCAUCGCGGUCUGACUCAGUGUGCGUGUGUGUGUGAUCCCUCAGUCACCGACUCGUCAAAACUUCUGCGCUCGCCAGCUGUGAUCCUUACUGCGGGCGUCACAUUGUUGCCAUCCACCGCCACGAGUCGACGCACGGAGCUGUCAGCGCGGAGCGAGCCCAUCAACGUCCACCGUGGUGCUGCUCUUUGCUAACUAGGCUGCCUCUCCGAGCCCACAGGUAUCUGGCCAGCUUCUGUGGGAUUUGAUGUCACCUUCAGAUUGGUUCAACUGAAGAUGGAAACACUGGAGUCUGAGCUGACCUGCCCGAUCUGCCUGGAGUUGUUUGAAGAUCCUUUGCUCUUGCCCUGUGCCCACAGUCUGUGCUUCAACUGUGCCCACCGCAUCCUGGUGUCCCACUGCUCCACCAGCAAGCCCCUUGAGUCCAUCUCAGCCUUUCAGUGCCCCACGUGCCGUUACGUCAUCACGCUGAAUCACCGCGGGCUGGAGGGCCUUAAGCGCAAUGUGACGCUGCAGAACAUCAUUGACCGCUUUCAAAAGGCCUCCCUUAGUGGCCCCAACUCCCCUACUGAGAGCCGGCGCCUGCAGCCGCAGCGGCCCUACACCGCCACCAUUAGCGGUACAGUAGCUGGAACAAUUGGCGGCGGUGGUGGUGGCACGAGUGGAAGCAGUGCCCGCGGCAGCCCGGCCACUUCCAGCCACUCCCACCCGCACGCCAAUCACACCAACCACACCAAUCACGUGAACCACACCAACGCCAACCACAGCCCGGCUGUCGUUGCUAAAAUGGAUCCUCGCAUCAGCUGCCAGUUCUGCGAGCAGGAUCCGCCGCGUGAAGCCGUCAAGACGUGUGUCACGUGCGAGGUGUCGUACUGUGACCGCUGCCUGCGUGCAACACACCCGAACAAGAAGCCAUUCACCAGCCACCGCCUGGUGGAGCCGGUGCCAGACACUCACAUCCGUAGCCUGACUUGUCUGGAGCAUGAGAAUGAGAAGGUCAACAUGUACUGCUUGGUGGACGAUCAGCUCAUCUGUGCGCUCUGCAAGCUGGUGGGGCGCCACCGAGAGCACCAGGUGUCCUCGCUCACCGAGCGCUUUGACAAGCUCAAGGCUUAUCAGGUGAGCCCGGGCAGAGUGUCAGAUGCGGUAAUGGAGGCUUCAAAGACAAGCGCUGCGCAAACCCUGGAGAACAACCUGACCAACCUGGUGAAGAGGAACAGUGAACUUGAAAACCAAAUGGCAAAGCUCAUCCAGAUCUGCCAGCAGGUUGAGGUGAACACAGCCAUGCAUGAAGCUAAACUGGUGGAGGAGUGUGACGAACUGGUGGAGAUCAUUCGCCAGAGAAAGCAGGUCAUCGCUGUGAAGAUCAAAGAGUCAAAGGUGAUGAAACUGCGUAAGUUGGCUCAACAGAUCGCAAACUGUCGCCAGUGUCUGGAACGUUCCAGUGCGCUCAUCACACAAGCCGAGCAGAGCCUGAAGGAGAACGACCACGCCCGCUUCCUCCAGACCGCCCGAAAUGUAGCAGAAAGGGUUGCCAUGGCGACGGCUUCCUCCCAAGUACUCAUCCCUGACGUCAACCUGAACGAGGCAUUUGACAACUUUGCCCUGGAUUUUUCCAGAGAGAAGAAGAUUUUAGAAGGACUAGAUUAUCUAACAGCUCCCAACCCGCCGUGCAUAAGAGACGAGCUCUGCACCGCCUCCCAUGACACCAUCACUGUUCACUGGACGUCAGAGGACGAAUUCAGUGUCACCUCCUACGAGCUGCAGUACACCAUCUACACCGGCCAGACUAAUUUCAUCAGUUUGUACAACUCGGCGGACAGCUGGAUGAUCGUACCAAACAUCAAGCAGAACCACUACACAGUGCACGGCUUGCAGAGCGGCACCCGUUACAUCUUCUUUGUGAAGGCCAUCAACCAGGCAGGAAGUCGCAACAGUGAGCCCGCACGUCUCAAAACCAACAGUCAACCCUUCAAGUUGGACCCAAAGACGGCCCACAAGAAGCUCCGCCUGUCCAACGACUGUCUGACCAUGGAGAAGGACGAGAGCUCGCUAAAGAAGAGUCACACCCCGGAGCGCUUCAGUGGCACAGGCUCAUAUGGAGCAGCGGGUAAUGUCUUCAUUGACAGUGGGUGCCACUACUGGGAGGUGCUGCUUGGAGCAUCUACAUGGUAUGCCAUUGGCGUGGCCUACAAAUCAGCCCCAAAGAACGAAUGGAGCGGCAAGAACUCGUCCUCGUGGGUGUUCUCACGCUGCAAUAACAACUUCAUGGUGCGCCACGACGGCAAGGAGAUGCUGGUGGAGGCGAGCCUGCAGCUGAGGCGGCUGGGCGUCCUGCUAGACUAUGACAACAAUUCUCUGUCCUUCCACGAUGCAAUGAACUCCCAGCACAUUCACACCUUUGAAGUCUCCUUCCUCCUGCCCGUCGUACCUACCUUCAUGAUCUGGAACAAGUCGGUCAUGAUACUCUCAGGGCUGCCCGUCCCUGACUUUGUUGAUGGUGUGGCCUCAGAUCUACAAGAACAGCAGCAGCAGCAGAUGGGCCUGUGCCGACAAGAGUCGCCGUACCUGACGGGAAUGAAGACCUGCCACUGAGAAAGAGUCCACUCACACCUGGUGACUGUGACAGCGUUACUUACGUUCCGCUCUGAUCUUCAUAAUGAGUGGACCUGUUAGUUUUUAUGGAAUAGAAAGAGAUGGGAAUAUGCGCAGAAAAAUGUCAGUCCUGAUAGUUUGUAGCCAUCCAAUGCUUUGCAAAUCCAUCAGUGAAUGGGAACAAGGUCUCUUGACUGAAGACGUCAGGGGACGUAAAACUCAUCUGAUGCUCUGGAGUCGCUGAGGAUGUGAGCUUUGGUCUGAUUGGACAGAGCAUGACUCCCGGGUUCCUUGACAUUUAAGGUCUUCCUUUUUGAUUUAUUGUCUUCUUGAUUCGACCCUAGGCAGAAGACCAAGGAGGGAAUGUUGUCAUCAUUUAGAGGGCAACGAUUAAACAGUGACAUUAUUACAUCAUUAAAACUGCAAAGGAGGAGGCAGCCAAAACAGAACCUGAAUACAGACUUUUUAAAUGUCCAUAUAUCUGUCAUAUCAAGGUUAUGUCAAAUUUAGAUUUUAAUAUUGAUGAACUGGUCUGAAAUUACAGUUGUAAUGGUUUGGGUCUCAGUGUCUUUGAAACAGUUUAGAGAGCAUGGAAAAUGGCAAAAAAUGCAAAAAACUCAGUUCCACACCACUUCUGGGACUUCACGACACUUGUUGUUUAUUUAACCUGAACACUCUUUAACCCUACCCUGCCCACAAACCACAUACAACCAAAAAGUUAUAUAAAGAAUCUCACUCAACUAACGUAAGAAAAACAAAAAGCGCAGUCUGAUGACGUUAUUCCUCUCAUAACACGGCAACACAGAAUGUCUUAGUAGCAGCCUGUUUGAUUUCUUGGCAUGAGUUAGAAAGUUAGAAAAUGUCUCAAAACAUUUCUUCUGCUGAAUGUGCAAGAUGCUGCCAUCUUGCCAAUGCAAACACAGCAACACGACUCAAUACAAAUCUUCUGGCGUCACUGUUCACGUGUUGCACCCUCUGUCGUUGCUCAACUCCUUUCCUUGGUCUUCCUCCUAGGUUUGACCCCAGAAGCUUCCAGGUUUCAGGAAGUGCUCAACAGAUAUUAUAUAACAAGGUCAUAGGGGAUUCAGUUUUGCAUCAUGUGACUACUCAACUUGUAUAAUAAGAGGUUUAUUGAACACUAGAGGAAAAAAGUGUUAUUUAUGAGAAAAAAAGAUGAAGAUGUUUUACUUUUAUUAUUAAUCUCAACAUAUUCAUGCACUUUUUGAUUAACACUACUUCCCCUCUGUGAGUAUUUGAAUAGGUGGAGCUGAGGUGUGAUGGGGGGGAGAAAGUGACGACAGGCACUACUGCUGGUUGUGUUCAGUCAUAUUUACAAAAUAGUUUAUGAUUAUUAAUUAAAAAUGGUUGCCGGAUAUUAACCAUACAAAUGUUUAUUGCAAUAAAACACUGCUAAAACUACUUGUUAUGUUUGUUGCAAACACCGAAUCUGGUCUCUCAAAGCACUUUGCAAUAAAACAGAAGAGUCUGCUGUAAAGUUUAAAACAUUUUUUUUCUGUGCUUUGAACACAAGCAGUGGCUUUCCCUCCCUGUGCGUCUCUUCGAUAGCGAAUAGUAAACUGAUCUUCUUUAGAAAAGGGAUAUGAUUAUGAUGUUGUUCAUGCGAUUUUUAUCACGAUGAUAUGAAGAUAAAAUAAUAGCUGUUUUUUCUAUAAAAAAAGUUCACUCUGAUUUUGACUAUUUCAGGGAAGGAGGGGGUUAACACGUUAACUUGCUGUCUGUCGCAAUGUCAUGGCAUGAUUGUGUUUUCCUGUGUGAUUUGUUAACACACACAUGCACACACACACACACACACACACACACACCAACACACGUCAUGUUUUUGUUUAUGUUGGCCUUGUCGUGAUAAAUGCAUGAUACAUUUUAGGAUCCCACAACGUUUGACUAGGUGAUUCAAUAAGCUCUUUUCAAUUUCACCAAAUCUUCAUCUGAUACAACAACACAACUGUUCAUUCACUUAAACCUGAUUUGAGCUUAAACUCUCUUCACCACCCAUCCACAGUCCAUGAAUGGCUGUAGUGGCACAGUUGAUGCAGAUGUACGAGGUCGUGUAGGGAGGCGUCGUGAUAAAGUGACAGUUGAGGUUAAAAAAGGAAGAAGAUUUACACACCAUCUCGUUUGACACUUCAUGGUCAUUUUUACUCUGUACACAUCACCAGGUUUGUGCUUGAUGUUGACUGCCACGAUUAGCUUGACUUGAAAAAGGAACAGGCACACCCUGCAAACACACACACGACCAUUUGCUACAGACUUAUUGACAAGCUAUAGAGAGUGAAAAGCGAACACGUCAUGGCCUCCAAGUUUACCUUUCAACCUCCAGCAUUCGUUUGGGGCCUCUGUGUGAUGCAUCCAUCAUGAGGGUUCGGUUUAGGGUCUGAUCGCCUCAGUGCUUCUGGCAACAGAGAUAAUCCACUGGUUAAAGGUAACGCAGUGGCAGCUCCAGUAUCAGAAGGGUUAUUUUUCCUUCAGGUAGAUUUGUGGAUGUUACCUCUCUUCCAGACAUCCGCCAAUCUUACUGAAUAAUGUCGGUCACAAGCUCAAAAAUUAAAAUAAAAAAAAAAAAUGUGUUGAUUUGUGAUCUGUACUGACAAGCUCAAGUCAUCUGUGCAAGUGUGCUUGGCUGGGUCACUGCAUGAUUACGUGACCUUGCUGCAGGUUCAUAACUCUUCUAUCUUCAUGAGGUUGCCUAUCUCGAGUCAAGCAUAUUCUCUCUUUUUUCCCCACAAAAAAAAAAAACGUUCAUUUCCAUGCAUAUCAGACCAUUUGCAGUGCUCUUUCUUUCUUUGUGUCACAAUUCAAUACAGUAAAAUAUAUACAGUGAAUGAUUUUCAAUAGCUACCCUCUCCUUGUAGUGAAGUGUAAUACUCUAGAUACAAUGCAAUAGAUUCUUCUUUUUGCUUUUCUGUUUGUGUAACUUGGGAAAUUAUUUUUACAACUCAAAAGAAGUCCUCUCCUUUUGGCAUUUGGACCUGAUAAACAGCACAAGAAGAGCUGGCUUUGCUUUCAUGCAAGGCUUCCUGUUUCCAUAGAUAUAAUUUCAGCCAGAGAGGAAUGUAAAUCAUAGGGGGAAAUAUAUAUUAUAUAAAGUUGUAUAAUAUACAAAAUAUAUAUGAACCAAUGUUAUUUAUGUGAAUUUAAGUCCAAUUAAAAGUCUGAU
Molecule: messenger RNA, 6188 nt
Organism: Paralichthys olivaceus (Japanese flounder)
Lineage: Eukaryota; Metazoa; Chordata; Actinopteri; Pleuronectiformes; Paralichthyidae
Gene: mid2
Product: midline 2
Biological process (GO): protein localization to microtubule
Cellular component (GO): microtubule
Molecular function (GO): microtubule binding; zinc ion binding
Source: RefSeq, a predicted model, not a curated record